AUGACGAUUUCCCUUGAAGGUAUCGUCAAUCCCAUGGAAAACCCGAAGCUCUUCAGAGCUAAUUCGACCGGUUCGGUCUCAGCGCCGGCCACAUCUCACGCCGACCACGUCUCAUGCCCCAGCUGCGGCAAGAUCAUCACAGACAGUGCUACCAUCGCAAAGGUCAACGCAUACACCGGUGAAUCGAUCGUCUCCCCCCUCGUCGUCCCUCCCGGCCCCUUGGCGGCCGCUGCCUUUGAGAGUGGCAUGAGCGCCGUCGAGGAGCUCAAGCUUUUAAAGGCACAGGUCCAGGAUGUUGCGCGUGUCUGCAAUGCAGUCGCUCGCGGCGACUUGUCUCAGAAGAUUACGGUGCCUGUACAGGGUGUGGUCAUGGUUCAACUCAAGGAGGUCAUCAACGCAAUGGUGGACAAAUUGGGUCAAUUCGCAAAGGAGGUUACUCGUGUCAGUCAGGAAGUCGGCACAGAAGGCAAAUUGGGCGGUCAGGCACUCGUGUUAGAUGUCGAAGGCACAUGGCGCGAGUUGACGGGCGUCGUCAACAAGUUGGCGGCCAAUUUGACAAACCAGGUCCGGUCUAUCGCUAAGGUCACCAAAGCCGUCGCACUGGGCGACUUGUCGAAGCAGAUCGAGGUCGAUGCGCGCGGUGAAAUUCUCGAAUUGAAGAACACGGUCAACGGCAUGGUGGUUCGCUUGCGGACUUUAGCGGCUGAGGUCACUCGGGUAACAUUGGAAGUCGGUUCUAAGGGUAAAUUGGGGGGUCAAGUUCACGUGCCGGACGUCGAGGGAGUAUGGCUGGAGUUGACUCGGAACGUCAAUCGCAUGUGCUCGAGUUUGACAGAUCAAGUGCGGUCGAUAGCGAAGGUCACUACGGCCGUCGCCAAGGGUGAUUUGACGCAGAAGAUCGAGAUUGAGGUCGAGGGUGAGAUGCUGACGUUGAAGUGCACUGUGAACUCCAUGGUGGACCAGUUGAGCGCGUUCGCAUCUGAGGUCACUCGAGUCGCUUUGGAGGUCGGUACGCAGGGUAUCUUGGGCGGUCAGGCGAAGGUCGAAGGAGUCCAGGGCACCUGGGCCGACUUGACGCGCAACGUCAACAAAAUGGCUACCAAUUUGACGGAUCAGGUGCGGUCGAUCUCGGAAGUCACUAAGGCUGUCGCCAACGGUGACCUGAGCCGGACGGUCAACGUCGACGUCCAGGGUGAAAUGCUCGACUUGAAGACUACUGUGAACCAGAUGGUGGCCCGGCUAUCCGUAUUGGCGAGCGAAGUCACGCGAGUGUCGCUGGAAGUCGGCACUGAGGGUAUCAUGGGUGGCCAAGCGUACGUUCCGGACGUUCAGGGCAUGUGGAAGGUCUUGUCGGAUAACGUCAACCUGAUGGCAAUGAAUUUGACCAACCAGGUGCGGUCGAUUGCAGAGGUUACGAAAGCCGUCGCGGGCGGAGACUUGACGAAGCGCAUCACGGUCGACGUGCGCGGAGAGAUGCUUGACUUGAAGAAGACGGUGAACGGCAUGACGGAAAGUUUGAGCGUGUUCGCGGAUGAGGUCACUCGGGUCGCUAAAGAGGUCGGAACCGAGGGCAAGUUGGGCGGUCAAGCUCGUGUGACGAAUGUUGGAGGUACCUGGAAGGACUUGACGGACAAUGUCAACGUCAUGGCUGCGAACUUGACGUUACAAGUGCGGACUAUUGCUGUGGCUACGAGAGCUGUCGCCCGCGGUGACUUGACGCGAAAGGUCAUCGGUGUCUCGGUAUCUGGAGAAAUGCUCGACUUAGUGAACACCAUCAACUCCAUGAUUGACCAGUUGGCGAUCUUCGCUGCCGAGGUGAAAAAGGUCGCAAGAGAAGUCGGGACUGAGGGUAAGCUUGGUGGGCAGGCCGAGGUCGGCAACGUUGAGGGUAUCUGGCAGGACAUCACGAUGUCCGUGAACACCAUGGCAAGCAACUUGACGACGCAAGUGCGAGGUUUCGCGCAGAUCUCUGCGGCGGCUAUGGACGGCGACUUCAGUCGGUUCAUCACCGUGGAAGCCAGCGGAGAAAUGGACUCGUUGAAGACGCAGAUCAAUCAAAUGGUGUUCAACUUGCGCGACAGUAUCCAGAAGAACACCGCUGCGAGGGAGGCGGCCGAAUUGGCCAACAGGAGUAAAUCGGAGUUCUUGGCGAAUAUGUCCCAUGAGAUUAGGACACCGAUGAACGGAAUCAUCGGUAUGACGGAACUUACGUUAGACAGCGACCUGAACCGGUCGCAGCGUGAGAGCUUGCUCUUAGUGCACAGCUUGGCCAGGUCGUUAUUAUUGAUUAUUGAUGAUAUUUUGGAUAUCUCGAAGAUCGAGGCCGGUCGGAUGACGAUGGAGCAGGUGUCCUACUCGCUCCGCCAAACGGUGUUUGGGAUACUCAAGACCUUAGUCGUGCGCGCGUCGCAGAACCAGCUCGACCUCACGUACGAUGUCGAUCCGGAGAUUCCUGAUCAGCUCAUUGGUGACUCCCUCCGGUUGCGCCAAGUUAUCACGAACCUCGUCGGGAACGCAAUCAAGUUCACGCCGUCAAAGGUCUCCCGCAAGGGCCAUGUCGCGCUCAGCUGCAGGUUACUGGCUUUGGAUGACCAGAGCGUGACGCUGGAGUUCUGCGUGUCUGACACGGGUAUCGGUAUCGCGAAGGAUAAGUUGACGAUGAUCUUCGAUACGUUCUGUCAAGCGGAUGGGUCUACGACUCGAGAAUACGGGGGUACUGGUCUUGGGUUAUCCAUCUCGAAACGACUCGUAACGCUCAUGCAGGGCAACAUGUGGGUCGAGUCGGAGGUCAGCAACGGGUCCAAGUUCUUCUUCACCAUUACGUCACAAAUAAGCCCGAUGUCGAUGGAAGCGACGCUCAGCAAGAUGCAGCCGUUCCAAAAGCGGAAUAUUUUGUUCGUCGACACGCUUUACGACCGGACGGGUGUGGUGCAGCGGAUCCUGGAGCUCGGUUUACGCCCGUAUGUUGUGCACGAUGUGUCUGAGGUGGCAGACAAGGCGACCUGCCCGCAUAUCGAUACCAUUGUCGUGGAUUCGCUCAAUGUGACAGAAAACCUGCGCGAAUAUGAGCAUUUGCGUUAUAUACCAAUCGUGCUAUUGACACCGCAAUCUACUCCUCGCCUCAACUUAAAAUGGUGUCUGGAUAACAGCAUCUCGUCACAGGUCACAACACCUGUCACGGCGCAAGACCUGGCAUCGGCGCUCAUCUCGGCGUUAGAGUCGAACACGGUGACGCCUGUGGUAGCUGAGAACGACGUACCAUACGAUAUCCUCAUCGCGGAAGAUAACCUUGUCAACCAGAAGCUUGCCGUGAAGAUUCUUGAGAAGUAUGGCCACCAGGUGGAGAUUGCGGAGAACGGGUCGUUGGCGGUGGACGCCUUCAAGGCGAGGAUCCAGCGGAACAGGCCGUUCGAUGUUAUUCUCAUGGACGUGUCGAUGCCAUUCAUGGGUGGUAUGGAGGCCACCGAGCUUAUUCGUGCGUACGAGACGUCACACGGCCUUGAUCCCGUCCCGAUCAUCGCGUUAACUGCUCAUGCAAUGAUCGGUGACAGAGAGAGGUGCUUGCAGGCUGGAAUGGAUGACCAUAUUACCAAGCCUUUACGGCGCAGUGAUCUCAUCAACGCAAUCAACAAGCUUGCGGGUGAGCGCAAGGCGCAUAUGGCGCGCAGCCGUGUACAGCACCGGCAGCAGUUCCCUGUGGCAGCGCUCAUGCGGGACUUCCGGUGA
Laetiporus sulphureus 93-53 is the source of this 3726-nucleotide messenger RNA. RefSeq names its product histidine kinase. The record is from RefSeq and is a predicted model, not a curated record. Gene Ontology annotation, molecular function: phosphorelay sensor kinase activity. Gene Ontology annotation, biological process: phosphorelay signal transduction system; phosphorylation; cellular hyperosmotic response. The transcript has 19 exons. The coding region runs from base 1 to 3726 and encodes 1241 amino acids. Gene Ontology annotation, cellular component: membrane. Lineage: Eukaryota; Fungi; Basidiomycota; Agaricomycetes; Polyporales; Laetiporaceae.